Dermatophagoides farinae (American house dust mite) is the source of this 5205-nucleotide messenger RNA. The record is from RefSeq and is a predicted model, not a curated record. NCBI's taxonomy places the organism in Eukaryota, Metazoa, Arthropoda, Arachnida, Sarcoptiformes, Pyroglyphidae.
UUCUUUACCAAAACAUUUGACAUUCGAAUGUUUCGAUUCAACAACAGCAACCUGUUCUAUUCAUAAAUUCUGUUCUUUUUUUCUUUUGUUUUUUUUACUGUGUUCUAAUCAUAAAUUCCCGAAUGAAAAGUGAUAAUGAUUGAUUCAAAUAAUAACGUCAACAACAACAAUGAUACAGAUGAUGAAUCGUCAUCGAAUGUAUUGAAAAUGACUAAAUUUAAUAAUAUUAAAAUCAACAACAACAACAACCAUUUGGAUCGACAAUCAAUUUCGGUUGAUGUAAUGGCCAACAACCAUGAUGAGAUGUCAUCAUCAAUGAAAAAAAUAUCAUUAGCAUGGCAUAAUUUACGUUAUGAUUUUGAUGAUGAUUUUCAAUCCAUUCAUAGACAGCAACAGGAUUAUAAUCACAAUUAUCGAAAAAAGAUUAAUAAAUUCAGUGUUAAAAAUCUUUUAUUAUUUCAUCAACGUCGUGGAUCGAUUCCAUCGACGCCCACCAUCACUACUACCACCGCCACAACAACAUCGAAUCAUCCUACAGUAACAAAUAAAACAAGACAAUCAUCACCAAUUUUACGACGAUUGACCGGAUAUUUUGAAUGUAAUACUGUCAAUGGUUUAUUAGGUCCAUCUGAUCAUGCACGGAAAACAUUACUGAAAUGUUUGACAAAUUCAAUGCGUUAUUCAUCCGGAUUAUCAAAAGAUUCUCGAAUCUAUUCACGAAUAGCCAAUGAUAGAAAAAAAUCAUCAAACUAUAUAGCUUGGAUCCAACGUAAUCUUGAUGAUCUGAUUACAUUCAAUCAAAUGUCCGUUAGAGAAUUACUACUAUAUUCAUUCGUGUUUCGUAAUGGAAUUCUUUCAUUAUUUAAAUCUGGUCAAUAUAUCGAUAAAAUUCUGGAAGAAUUAUCAUUGAAAAAAGAUGAAAUAAUUGAUAAAAAAUUUCAUGAAUUGUCAUUUGGUGAUAAACGUCUUAUUGUUAUUGCACAAGAAAUGAUGUCCAUCAAAUCGAUGCCUUCGUUUAUGUUUCUAGAUGAACCAUUCGAAUUUCUAGAUAUUAUUCAAGCUGAAAAGUUAUUAUUUUCAAUGCGAAAUAUUUCAAGAAAACAUUCCAUCACCAUGAUCAUUUCAGCACAAACAUCUGACGCCUAUUUGAUAUCUUUACUGGAUAAGCUAUACAUUUUAGCACAUGGUGGUGUUUGUAUCUAUUCAGGUUCACCCGGGUCAUUGAUAUUGACGAUGGAAAAAGAUUUAGGAAUCUUUAAUCAAUCAUCACAAGAUAAUGAUAAUGAUGAUGAUGAAGAAAAAAAUGAUGAAUUUGUGGCUAUUGAAGAAAUGUUGAAAAUUUCUUGUUUAGAAUUUACUAAUCCAAAAGUAAGAAAAUUGGCCGAUAAAACCCUGUUGGAAGAACAUCAAUUUUUAUCAUCACAUCUACAAGAAUUGAAAUUCCAACCGAAUGGUAUUGAAAUUCCUGGAAAAUGUUUCACCAUUGUUGAUUUAUUCAUUCAAUCAUUUCGACAUUUUUCCUUACUAUAUUUAACUCGUUGGUUUCCAUUGAAAUUGUUGACACCAAUUCUAUAUUAUCUAUUUUUAGCAUUUUUUCUUAUCGACUCAAAAAUGAUCAUUGCUAAUCGUUGUUAUGAUUCAAUUAGCCAACGUUUAAUUGUGCCAUCAAAUCAAACAUGUCAACAAAUUGUCCACGAACAAAUGAUGAUUGAUGGCUAUGUGACAUAUCAAAUGUAUUCAAUGUGGUUCGUAGCAUCAUGGUCAAUAUUAAUCACAUCAUUAUAUUGUUCGAAAAUGUUGAAUUUAUUUCGAAAUGAUCAUCAAAAUCGUAUGUAUAUUAUUUAUGUGUGUUUUCCACAUAAUAAUCAUUUGUUUUUUUUCCCCAUCCAAAAUAGGCGCUAUUCAUUCAUUGUGUUUGUUUUUUCAUCAUUUUUCAUCAAUCUUAUUGAAUCAUUAUUUUGGUCUACAAUUUUCACUUGUCUGAUGUAUUUUCUUGUUGAUCAUACAAUCAUUGAAAAUUAUUAUCAUCAUCAUCAUCAUCAUACAGCAACGACAAAUGAAUCAAUAAUGAAUAAAUGGUCAAAUGUUAAUAUUUAUCGUUUUGGUCAUAUUUUAUUAUCAUAUUGGCUGCUAUAUCUUUAUCAUCAAGCAUAUGGAAUAUUAUUAAGUUGUGCUCUAUAUCCAAAAUUGUCAACAACAAAAAGUGCCAAUAAUUAUUCAAUUGUAAUCAUUACAUCAAUUGGCCAAUUGAUUGUGAUUAUAUUUCAAUUAUUAAAUAAUAAUAUUCUAGUCAUUAUUGAUCGUAUACAUUCAUCAAUAUUGCGUUCAAUUGCAAUGACAAUAAUUUCAUUGCAACCAAUCUAUAAUUCUGUUUUAUAUGCAAUAUAUGGUUUAGAACGUAGCUGUGAUCAUUAUUUUAAAAUUCAUCAUCAUCAUCAUCAUCAUCAUCAUCAAAGUCAUCAAAAUGAUUAUCAUCAUUCAAGUAGAUACUCAUCAUCAGUAUUUAAACAAUAUUCAAUACCAUUAGAAUUGGAUGUUAUUUUUAAACACUUAAUUUCAAUAGUGAUUAUAGUGAUUGUGAUUCGUUCGAUUUCAUUUCUAUUAGUGUGGUAUUAUUUUUGUCCAAAAUUUCGUAUUCUUUGUUUAUCAUCUACAAAUAACAAUUCAACAAAAUCAUCGUCAUCAAAUCAGAAUCAAUUGCAAUUAAUUCCAAUCGAUUAUGGACCGUUGAAUCGAAAAAAAGCCAAAGUUCGUAUCAUACAGCCAAUAUUUAAAGAUGAUGAUGAAGUUGAAUUUUGUCGUGAUAAAAUUCAAUUAGCAUGGCGUUCAUUAUCAUUAUUUGCUUGUUGUAAAAAAUCUUCCAAUCAAAAAUGUGAUACGAAUCAAUCAUCGAAUUUGAUUCUCAACAAUUUAAAUGGACAAGUUCGUCUGGGAAGUUUGAAUGCUGUGAUUGGUGGUGGUUGCGAAGGGGGCAAUGGUGGUGAUGGUUGUUGCCAAACAUCUAUUAUUGGUUGUCAAAAUGGAAGUAUUCGUACACUUUUACUUCGAAUUUUUAGUGGUCAACUCAAAACACGAUUAACAUUGGAUUCACGAUUUUAUGAAAGUCAAUUUGCAACUAAUAAUGUAUGCUUUAUUAGCCGUUAUCCACGAGAACAUUUGAUUCCCGGUUUGACUGCCAAACAAUUAUUGAUUUUUUCAUCAACAAUCAAAAAUAUUGAUGAUGAUGAUUAUAGUAAUGGUCGAUUGGAUCAUGAAGAAAUGGCCCUGAAUAUUUUGGAUGAAUUAGAUCUUGGACAUCGAUCCGGAACAUUCGUGGAUGAUUGUAAUCAAUCGGAAUGUAAACGUUUAGCAUUAGCAUUGGAAUUGACAUCAUUACAAAUGCCAAAUCUAAUCUGUAUUGAUGAGCCAACAUUCGGUUUAGAUGCAAUCAAUUCAGAACAAUUUGUACGUUGUCUUCGACAAUUGACUGAUCGCCAUUCCAUAACAUUUGUGGUAUCAUUUCAACAUGCACAACAUCAAAUUUUAUCACAAUUUGAUCAAAUUUAUUGCUUAAGUUCAAGUGGUCGUUGUAUUUAUUCGGGCCCCGCAACACCUCGAUCAAUUCGUCAACAUUUUAAUCAAUCUUUUCAUAUGAAUCAUGAAACAUCCUCAUCUUCUGUAUCAUGUAAACGUGCUAUUGAAGAAUUACUUCGUUAUUCAUGUUUGGAUUGUACAAUACCAGCAAUUGAACAAUUGGUUAAACAAAAUGAUCAACAAACAUUGAAAGCAGAUGAAUUAUUACCACAGGAAACAACAUCAUUGGAAUAUAAAGGAAUCAAAUCAAAUAUUGCAUCAUUUUCAAUAAUGUCCAUAAUGCGGCUUAGUCAUCGUUAUCGUGGCCGUUGGUUAUAUUCACUUUGGUUUUAUUGGAUCAUCUUUGCAACGAUAUGUUCGAUGACUGCACUAUUGUUGAAUGGAUUAUUUGGUUCAGAAAUCACCCAGCCAGAUGGUUGUAUACGUAAAGAUAUUUUCAAUGCAACAGCCAUUUGUCCACAAUAUCGUACCGGUACGAAAAUGAUUUGGGAUGAAGAUGGUGAACAACUUUGGGAUAAUUAUCGUUAUGUUUAUAUUUCUACACAUUUAUUUUUGAUGAUUAUCCUGUUUCAAUCGGCAAUGAUUUUCUAUCGUGAAAUUAAGGUUUUUCUACAUGAACAUCAAAAUGGUUGGUUCAGUUCGAGUGUAUUUUAUUUUUCGCAUUUAAUAUGGAUUGAUUUUUUGCCAAUCAUACCGAUAACAAUGAUUUAUCUUUAUUUAAUCGAUAUCGAUCAUUUGGAUCAUUAUUCUUAUGAACCAGACGAUAUUAUCGACACUGAUCAUACAACAACAUCACAACAACAAACAUAUUAUUGGUGGGCAGUAAUACUCAUAUCGAUUGCAACGGAAUCAAUUCAUAGCCUCGGACAUUUAGUGGUGAUAAUAUCAAUAAAUCGUAUCCGUUCAGAAACAAUUUUUCUUAUUAUAUUGACAUUAGUUUUUUUACUAUCGAUAACAUCAAAUUUCCAGAUUCAUACCAGAUUUACAUUAUCAUUUUUGAAUGUAUUUCGUUAUCUAAACGAAGCAAUACUUGUACUACAUUAUGGUUAUUUUCAUUCCUGUACAAUUCCAUUAUCACGUUCAUCAUAUAUCCGUCAACAACAGCAGCCAAUUUCAUUGGUCCUUUACAGGAUUGAUUCGGAUUUAAAUCCAGACAUUCAUUUCUAUCAUUGUUUUCGUGUACUGAUCUAUCAGACAAUUUUAUUUCGUUUUGGUUCCUGGUUUGCAUUGUUGCUUCGUGCAAAUGGUGAUCGUAUAUUUCAUCAUCAUCGAUUAUGGAUAACUGGAAAAUCUUCAUCAUCCACAAAUCAAUCAUAUUUGGAUCAUUAUGAAUGGUCAACAACAACGGCAACAGCAGCAACAAGACAUUCAUAUCAUCACGAUCAACAAACGGAACAACAACAACAACAACAAGAGCCAUCGCCAUCAACUUCAACGGAAAGUACAGUGAGCGAUCUCAGUGCAAAAUUAUCAUCAUCUCCUUCUAGUCUUGAUGGUCAAAUUAAUAACCAUUCUGAUGAUGAUGAGAAAUUAGAAUUUCGUCUGUGAAAAUUGAAAAAAAUGACUAAUAAUUUUCUUUUGUACAUCUAACUGCUACUACUAUUAUUAACUAACCAAUAAAAUUGUGAUUUA